Molecule: messenger RNA, 1588 nt
Organism: Trichogramma pretiosum
Lineage: Eukaryota; Metazoa; Arthropoda; Insecta; Hymenoptera; Trichogrammatidae
Product: odorant receptor 33a-like
Exons: 11
Coding region: 23-1588 (521 amino acids)
Biological process (GO): detection of chemical stimulus involved in sensory perception of smell; sensory perception of smell
Cellular component (GO): plasma membrane
Molecular function (GO): odorant binding; olfactory receptor activity
Source: RefSeq, a predicted model, not a curated record
UCUAGUUGGCUUCUAUCUGAUCAUGGAUUUCGAACGAAGCGAGCCGAUCGGCAUCGUCACAUUUCUCUGCUUACUAAUCGCCCUCACCUUCAACGUAUUCAUAUUCUGCUACGUGGGAGAAAUUUUGACCGAACAGUGCAGACUCGUGGGCAAAUACGUGUACGCCGUCGACUGGUACGAGCUUCCGGCCCGCGAGGCCCGCAACUUCGUCCUGAUACUGGCCCAGUCGCAGCGGCCCAUCGUCCUCACGGCCGGCAAGAUGUUCGUGCUGUCGAUGCAGAAUUUCGCCAAUAAAAGGUCUACGAACGAGGAGGGCUACUCGUACUCCGAGCAAAUGACUCGAUACAUCAUGAUAGCAGUGGGACUCUGGCCCGUCGAUGCUGACUAUCCGAGAUUCUUAAGAAGCUUUCUCAUCGUCGGCUGCGUCCUGGUCACCCUCUUCAUGAUGAUACCUCUGAGCAUAUUCAUCUGCGUCGACGCCCCGAACAUCACGGUUCAAAUACAAUUAAUGGCCCCGUAUCUGUUCACCCUGCUGUGCAUGAGCAAGUACGCGAAUGUGCUGUGGAAGGGUCGCCGAAUCGAGACCUGCAUGCGUCGCAUGGCCGAGGAUUGGGGUAAAAUCGUCGAUCCGCUGGAGAGAUCGAUGAUGCUGGACUACACGAGGCGAGCCCGCAACAUGACCAAGUUCUGUCUGGCUCUGACUUUCUCGGGCGGCAUGUGCUACUCGACUUUCGUGCCGCUCAGCAAGUCGCCCGACGUCGUCGACAACGUGACGCUGCACACCCUGGCCUAUCCAGGAAAUUAUAUCUUCUUCAAUCCACGCACUCGACCAGCCUACGAUUACGUGUUUGCUCUGCACUGUCUCGGCAGCAUCGUCAAGUUCACGACCUCCUGCGGGGUUUGCAGCAUCUUCAUCUGGUUCGUCAUGCACAUCUCCAGCCGAGUCGACGUUCUCGGCACGACGAUCGAGCGAGCCGUCGACAGAUUCGACAAUCGAAUACUCGCCCGAAUCGUUAACGAUCAAUUGAAAUUAUACGGUUUGGCGAUCGAACUCGGCGAUAUUUUCAACGAACUCAGCUUCGUGGAGCUCAUGGGGAAUACGAUACUUAUUUGCCUCGUUGGAUACUACUUGAUAAGCGCAUUUUUUCAGCAUAAUUACACGAGAGCUUACACCCUCACCAUCUCGUUGCUCAGCAUGACUUACAACAUAUUCGUUCUGUGCUACUACGGUCAGAUACUCAUGGAUAAGUUCGAAGAGCUCGGCAGAUCGGUGUACAUGAGCAACUGGUACAAGCUGUCGGGUAGCAGCGCCCGCAGCGUCGUCCUCGUGCUCGGCUGGUCGAACCGUCCUUUCAGACUGACCGCCGGCAAGCUCAUCACUCUGUCGAUCGAGAGUUUCGCCAAGGUAGUUGAACUUGACUGUUUAAGCUUUGACCCUAUAAAAUAUUUAAAACAAUUGGAUAUCCUCUGUAAUUUUUGUCUCCCAAAAAAGUUUGGUGAAGAUCUCUGCGACUCGAACAUGAAAGACUCUCCUUAUAGUGAAAACGUCGGCUGCUUAUUUCAAUGUGCUUUGGAACAUGACCUCUAG